This is a messenger RNA of Cutaneotrichosporon oleaginosum, 1696 nucleotides long. RefSeq lists its product as uncharacterized. NCBI's taxonomy places the organism in Eukaryota, Fungi, Basidiomycota, Tremellomycetes, Trichosporonales, Trichosporonaceae. Gene Ontology annotation, cellular component: mitochondrion. The record is from RefSeq and is a predicted model, not a curated record. Gene Ontology annotation, molecular function: metal ion binding; metalloendopeptidase activity.
CCUCCGCCGGCCCGAGCCAUCCAUCUCCCAACCACGACUCUCUCUCCCAUUUCCGACGACUAACCACCCACACCCUCAUCAUGCUGCCCCCAUUGUCCGCCCGCGCAUUGCUGCGUCCCACCUCCACGGCGGCGGCCUCGGCGAUCCGUCGCGCCUCUUCGGCGCCCGCUGGUCCCCUCACUCGCGUUACAACGCUGCCCAACCGUGUGCGCGUCACCACUGAGGCGAGCCCGGGACAUUUUCACGCGGUCGGCGUCUACGUCCAUGCCGGCAGCCGCUUCGAGAGCCACCGCACGAGCGGCGCAUCCCACUUGUUAGACCGACUUGCGUUCAAGUCCACUGACAAGCACACCGACGAGGAGAUGGUCACCCUCAUCGACCAGCUCGGCUCGCAAAUCACAUGCAGCUCGUCGCGCGAGGCGAUCAUGUACCAGUCGACGGUGUUCCCCCAGUCGCUUGAUCUCGCCAUGUCGCUGCUCUCCUCGACGAUCCUGCACCCUCUUUUGCUUCCCGAGGAGUUGGAGGCCCAGAAGGCAGCCGCCGCGUACGAGAUCAGAGAGAUUUGGGCCAAGCCCGAACUGAUCCUUCCCGAGAUCCUGCACACGGUCGCGUUUAAGGACAACACACUCGGCAUGCCACUCUUGUGCCCCGAGAGCCAGCUCGAGGUGUUGGGAGAGGCCGAGAUCCGCGGCUUCAUGCGUGACUGGUACCGCCCCGAACGAAUUGUCGUUGCUGGCGUCGGCAUGCCGCACGAGCAGAUGGUUGAGCUUGCGGAGAAGCACUUUGGUGGUGUCCCCGCUUCAUCUGACGCGCACGUGCAGAGCUCGCUCCGGCCUGGCGCGUCGGCCCAACCCGUCGGGACCAAGGGCUUCGCAACGGUUGUCAACCCGCCCUUGAACAGCGACGCGCACCUCGCUUCCGCCAAGGCGGUGUACACGGGUGGCGAGGAGUACAUCCUCAAGCCCGAAGAGGAGUUCGUGCACCUCUACAUUGGCUUUGAGGGCCUCGGCGUGCACGACCCCGACAUCUACGCGCUCGCGACGCUCCAGACCCUCCUUGGCGGCGGUGGCUCGUUCUCGGCUGGUGGACCCGGAAAGGGCAUGUACACGCGCCUCUACACCAACGUGCUGAACCGUUACCAUGCGGUCGACUACUGUGCAGGCUUCCACCACUGCUACGCGGACAGCGGUCUCUUUGGCAUCGCGAUGAGCGUAUACCCUCAGUUCGCUGGGAGUGCGGCCAACAUCAUUGCGCACCAGCUCGACACGCUCACGCGCCCGCAGAAGGGUGGCAUCGCGCAGAUUGAGCUGUCUCGCGCCAAGAACAUGCUCAAGUCGCAGCUCGUUAUGGCGCUCGAGAGCCGGUUGACGGCGGUCGAGGACCUGGGACGGCAAACGCAGAUCCACGGGCACAAGGUGCCUGUCGAGGAGAUGUGUGCAAAGAUUGACGCGCUGACAAUUGACGUGAGUAUCAAGCUCCGACGAAGGCUAGGGGUGGGGGGAGAUUCGAGAUGGACUCGGCGGAAGGUGGACGGCUGUUGGGCCUAGGGCGUCGCCGUGAGGUAAUCACCGACAGCGGAGACGGCGGCGGUGGAGACAAGUGGAGCGGGCCGACAGUGCAGAGCCUGGGGGUCAUGCUCCGCGACGUGCACUGGCCUAGUACCUCAGAACUCUCCGCUGUGUUUACAGGUCUCGAU